AUGUUUCGACUGUUGUUCCAGCCAUUCUCCGCCUUCUUCAUUCUCCUCGCCACUCCACUAGCCCUCGCCCAGUCGUCUGGCACGAUCACAGUAUCUUCUCCUUCCACCUGCAUCAUCCUUGCCCAAGUCGCCUCGCUCGAGACCCCCAAUGUCAUCACCGCCAUGGUUCCUGUAUGCGCCGCCUCGGGCAGUGUCUCGGUUGACUGGCCCAUCUCUUCUUCCGGAGAUGCCGCGUCGUCGAGUAUGGGCAUCUACGCCCAGACAGCGUCGGCGAGCGGCGGUUUAACGGCAGGCUGCGUUGUUGCUCUUUCUCAGAUGCAAGCCAUGUACCUUCUGGGAAGGGACCUCAAGUGGGAUGAAAGUGCUGGGACGAUGUAUGACAAUACCGCUGGAGGUAAUAUCUUGGAUCCUACGACCUAUCAACCCAUCAUAUGCGGGGCAUCGGACAGCCUCCUUCCUUCUGGUCUCGUCCUUCCCGAUCCUUCGACGAACGACGCAAGCGCUGCUGUCUGGAGUCAGGCAAUCACGCUCAGCGCUGGAGCAUCUGCAACUGAGGCCACCUCAUCUGCUGAUGCCGCCACCAGCGUUUUCCCGACAAGCAGCGUUGAACCUACAACCAGCGUUGCCCCAACAAGCAGCGUUGAACCGACUGGCAGCGUUGAAUCUACCUCCAGUAUCGAGCCUACCACCAGCAGCGUUGAAUCGACUAGCAGCGUUGAUUCUACCUCCACCAUCGAGCCUACCACCAGCGUUGAUCCCACCACCAGCGUUGAAUCUACCAUCAGCGCGACACCCAUCACUAGCGUAGAGCCAACCACCAGCUCUGUCGAGCCCGCCGAGAGCUCGAGCACUUCGGAAAACAUUCCAUCGGCCACAUCUGAUGCUGAGACCAGUCUCGAGGCUGCCACUUCUCAAGCCGAGACCUCACAGGUGGUUUCAGCUGAGACUUCUAGUAUUGCGGCGGUCAGCACGACCCCAAUCUCCGCUCCGAGUACGACCGAAGCGUCCAGCACGAUUGAUCAGCCGACCAUGGUUGAUCAGUCAAUUGCAAUCGAGACGCCUGGAACUACCGAGCAGUUUACUACCACAUCGGAGCUGGCGCCCACCUCUGAAGAGACCAGUCAAGAGCCAAGCACUUCCCAGACCCCAUCUACCACCCAGCAAUCAGCUACAUCCGAUUCCUCAUCUUCUUCCCUUGCGUCUAGCACUCAAGCGGUAGCUGUUGCUACCGCUGCUCAGUCAUCUGCCGCCGAAGAGAGUUCAACGUCGCAGAUGGAGCAGCAGACUACGACGGAAGAGCAGAGUACAACGGCGGAGCAGCUGCAACCGACGACUACGUCUGAAGAGGUGGCCGAGACGACUCAAGAAGCUAGUGCCACUCAACUUGUCGCAAGCACCACAGAAGAAAUCACCACUUCCUCGUCGACUCUCGAGUCCACUAUUUACACCCCUACUUCUACUUCUGCGUCCACCAGCUCUACGGAAAGUUCGACUGCCCAAGCUCCCCCGACGUCAACAGUGACCGACGCCGAGCAAAUUACCUCUUCGUCUGCUGCCCAGGAGCAGCCCAGUAGCUCCGCUUCGUACAGCUCGCUAGCUGCCGACGCGAGCGAUGUCUCUAGCUUAUACAGCUCGGAGGUCUCUACGAGUACGAGCGAAGCGGCGCUAGUGUCAACAAGCGCUCAGGAAGAGCGGCCCUCUUCCACCUUCGAAGAAACAAGUACCACCUCUCAGAGCAGUACAUCUGCCGAAAGCACUACGGAGGCGCAAAUCACUACUCUCGAGCCGCCCGCAGAGGUGUCCAGUAAAUCUGUUAAGGCGACAACAGAUGUCUCUGAGGCUUCAUCUUCAGAGUACGUGGAGCCUUCGACUACCGAGCAGUCUUCUGCGAUGCAAUAUACAUCGAAACCUUCUACACCUUUCACCUCCGCGGAAGAAAUUACAACCACCGCGGCUCAGCCUACGACUGUUGUGUCCCAGGAUCAGCAGCCUACCCCUGAAAUCUCAGAGGAAAGCACAUCCUUAUCAGCCGCUUCUACCACCUCCGGCUAUGAGACAAGCACCACAUCCGAAGCUAGCGCCGAAAGCACAGCCCAGACGGCCACUUCUUCCCAGAUGGCUGUGCAACAGACGUCAGCCACUCAACAGCAGGCGUCUACAGACGAGACACCUAGCCAGGCUGGUAACAUCGGAGCAGCUUCAUCGACGUCGGACUCCUCCUCAUUGGCAAAUGUGGCGUCUAGCGUCGAAAGCUGGAAGGCUGCGAGCACUAGCGAGGCUUGGGCCUCCGAGGCGUCGGGCACGAGUGACGUUUGGUCAUCAGAGGCUUCCGGGCAAUCGUCAUCCUCUAGCAGUGAGUCAUGGUUUGAGGCUUCUUCUGCCUUUUAUGGGUCCGACGAAACAAGCUACGGCGCCUUCUCAAUGUCAACUACCUCACCCACUCCUACAUCCUCCUCCGACUCGGACUCAGUGGACGGAGAUUCACCAUUCGUUUUCACGGCGGGUGGAACGACUAUUGGACAAUUCACGGGCGCUGGGGGUGUUGCGGCUGUGCAGACUGAUGUCACUGCUUCUGGGAGUAUGAGUGCGAGUGAAGGGCUUAGCGAUGGUAUGGGUGGAGAGGCGGACGCUGAUGGGCUGGGAGCUACGUUGACGUUCUCUUGGGCUGAGAAUGGGCCGACCCAGAGUCAGUGGACCAGCGAUGUUACUACGGCUAUCGGUACAUCCACGGAAAGUUCGAGCGAGGCGUCUUCCGAUUUGGAGCAGACCAUGACCAGCGAGAGCACCGCCGCGAGCGGUCUCAUUGUCCCCACUGAGAAGGCCUCGGUAGCCCAGCGCCCUGGCGAUUCAUUGUCAGAUGGGAGCAUAAUGGCCCAAACGACUAUGCCGACUACCACGCGAGCAGGCAACUCUGUAUCUGCGACAGCCAGUGGCAAUGCUUCUGAACAAGUCGAUGAAGAGGGCAGUGAAAAGGAAGGGCCCGAAGAAAGCGCCGCCAGCGACACAGGCGACGAGGGGUUAUCUGCCAGCAGCGGGACUUUGUCAACCACGAGCCUGUCCUCCGACGACACCGCGCAUCUGACAAACUCUUCCUCCGGUUCGCUUCCAACCCCGGUAAAUCCUCAGCUAUCGACCUAUUUCCAUACUGGUACUUCAAGUCAGUCAGAGAAAGUGUCUGGAAGCUCUGUUACCAGCGAUUCCGAGAGUGAAAGUGUCAACUCCAUCCCUACAUCUAGCUCAGGCAUUCUAGCUGCAGUGACCGAACCGGUCAAGCAAGGGCUGAGUUCAGCUGAGGCGGCGUCUGCACAUGCUGGAAUCUCGAGUCAGUCCGCGGAGAUAUCUAAGGAUGACAGCUCCGAAGUGUCUUCCACCAUCACCAGCACUGGCAGGGCCCCCAUCUCCUCCGGAGUCCUAGCUGUCGCUUCCGACACUGUCAAUUCCAGCUCUCUGUCUAACAUGGUCUCUUCAUGGGCUGCCCAGGGGUCAUCCGCGAAUCGCGAAGCGUCCGUGACAGAGCCCGCCUCGUCUUCGGUUACCUCUUCUUGGGCACAACCACUGUCCAACCACACUACUUCCCGCUCCUAUCCUUACAGCCUGGCGUCGUCAGCUUCCGCUGUAACGGUCAGCGCUAGCGCAGAGAGUACAGAUUCGAACGACGGGGGCAAGUCGUCUGCACAGGAUAGGAAUGGACAAGGGAGAGGAAGUAAGAGCAGUGGUAGUGGGAAGACGUGCUCUAGAAGGAGGAAAGAGAAGAAGCGAGCGGAGAGGGCGAGGGCGAAGGACGUUGGUGUGUUCUGA
Molecule: messenger RNA, 3798 nt
Organism: Cryptococcus wingfieldii CBS 7118
Lineage: Eukaryota; Fungi; Basidiomycota; Tremellomycetes; Tremellales; Cryptococcaceae
Exons: 3
Coding region: 1-3798 (1265 amino acids)
Source: RefSeq, a predicted model, not a curated record